Drosophila innubila is the source of this 1580-nucleotide messenger RNA. Its product is annotated as carbonic anhydrase 2-like. The record is from RefSeq and is a predicted model, not a curated record. The transcript is spliced from 4 exons. Gene Ontology annotation, molecular function: zinc ion binding; carbonate dehydratase activity. The coding region runs from base 140 to 1129 and encodes 329 amino acids. Gene Ontology annotation, cellular component: cytoplasm. Lineage: Eukaryota; Metazoa; Arthropoda; Insecta; Diptera; Drosophilidae.
UGAGCGACCGCAUUUAGCGGGUGAACAGCGACAGACAGACAAUCCAACAGAUUUUUAAAGUGGUCGUUAGUUCCUCAACUAAUUGGUUAUUGCUACGUAUUUAGUUUCAUUGGAAAGUGUGAUCUGUGGAGUGUUUUAUAUGUGCAACAUGUGGAGCCUUGAAUCUGUGACAUUGAUUUUGGCUUGUGUUGUCGCAGUUUCUGGCCAAGAUUUUGGCUAUGGAGGCAAGCACGGACCGGAACAUUGGGCCGAUGAUUACAAGCGCUGCAGUGGCAAGUACCAGAGUCCCAUUAACAUUGAUGAGCUGAAAGUGGAGAAAAAGGAUUAUCCCGAUCUUGAGUACUACAACUUUGAUUCCAUACCCAAAGCCGUACACAUAACCAACAAUGGACACACUGUGCUGGUCACCAUGAGCUUUGCGAAGGGCAAGGAGCCACGUGUGAGGGGUGGUCCAUUGGAAACGAAGGCUUUCUAUCAAUUUGAGCAGUUUCACUUUCAUUGGGGUGAGAAUGAUUCAGUUGGAAGUGAGGAUACGAUCAACAAUCAAGCAUAUCCGGCGGAAAUGCAUGUCGUCGUUCGUAGUCUGGACUAUCCGGACUUUGAGAGCGCUUUGGGUCAGGAUCAUGGUAUUGCCGUGUUGGCUUAUUUCUUCAACAUCAGAAACAUCGGGAGUGCCAGUUAUUCGGAAUUCACGAGGUUGUUGCCGUCUAUAAGCCGGAAAGGGAAGUCCAUUGACUUGGAAACUCCACUGCCCUUGAUGAGUUAUGUCUCCAAGGAUCCGGUUAAUUACUACAGCUACGUUGGAUCGUUGACAACGCCACCCUGUGCCGAGGAAGUGGUCUGGAUUGAUUUUCACGAGCCCAUAUCCAUAUCGGAGAACCAGUUGGAACAAUUUCGUUUACUGACCGAAAAUGAUGACCACUUGAAGAACAAUUUCCGGCCAACUCAACCACUUAACAAUCGCACGGUUUACCAGAGGGUUCCCAUUCCCUUUGAUCAUGCCAAGAGUCAAUGGGGCGAAACGCCCCUGGAACGAAAUACGAGCUCCACAAUAAAAAGGGGAUUGACUCUUCUGCUAGGCAGCCUUCUGGUGUUGUUUAAGCGAAAUAUUUUACUGGAUUUUAAUUAGAGGCCAUGACCCAGACCGCAUCGCGAUUUGUUUUGUGUUAAAUGCAUUGCUCGCAUGCUCAAAAUUUUAAUUAAGCCUUGUAAUUUACCCAACUGAACCUGCACACGGGCAUUGUUUGCUUGUUUGUCGCUGUGAGGACGUGAGUCGGGACUUGACCCAAUAAGAAGUGCGAGUAAUAACUACUUUAAGCAUUAUAUUUAAAUGUGGCACUUUAUACAUAAUGUAUGUUGCACAUGGCACCUGAUUCUGAUUAAAAGCUCAUAAAUGUAAGAGUUGAUGAGAUGAUGAUGAUGUUUGUGCCUUAAGCAUAUUUAAUUUAAAGUCAUCACUGAAUUUCCACUCAUUAAGUUCGUGUUACUGCACCUUGUGAUUUAUAAGAUAAGUAGAGUAUAUUUCUUGAUAUGUUUGACUAUCAAUAAAUAAAUAUAAGCCAGUGCGUCUUUAUCUACAA